Messenger RNA from Scatophagus argus, 4888 nucleotides. It is a transcript of the gene ece2b, whose product is annotated as endothelin converting enzyme 2b. The transcript has 19 exons. The coding region runs from base 470 to 2839 and encodes 789 amino acids. Gene Ontology annotation, cellular component: plasma membrane. Gene Ontology annotation, biological process: protein processing. Lineage: Eukaryota; Metazoa; Chordata; Actinopteri; Scatophagidae. Gene Ontology annotation, molecular function: metalloendopeptidase activity. The record is from RefSeq and is a predicted model, not a curated record.
CAACCACAUUGUUGUUGCUCAUGUUUGUAGGCUGUAGACUCAUGUGGACUCCUGAGCCUGGCAGGCUCCACCACACACAGCAGCUAAUAAACGUGGAAAUGAGUGUGUGACCGUAUGAAUCAGAGUGUGGUGGGACCAUGGAAAGACCAGCGCAGCGUGGACGGCAGUAAGUUCUGCUUCGCUGUUCGCGUCUGCACGUGUCUGAGAUGCUGCUGAAGCUGAAGUGCAGACUCAGAGCUGUUUGUUCAGACGUGUCGUCCACUCCAGGUGGGGUAUCUGUCAGCCCCUGUGAUGAGGUCUCUGUAAAACCGUCUCCAUGCUGACAGGGAUCACACUCUGAGGAGGAACGCUCAGCUUUAUCUGCAGUGUGGAAGAAGAUGUGAUUGAUCGCUGCAGCUCCCUUCACAGCUUUUGGCCACAUGUAGUCUCUGAUAGACAUCGUCGUCCUCGGGCCUUCAGCCGAACUCUAAUGCUAAACGUGCUAACGCUGGCAGCAUUAGCAGCAUUACUAGUGGCUGCCACAGUGGUUUCCACGGCAACCAAACAGUCCGGGCUCGACCGCCGCGGUGAAAACAAAAUGUCCAGGUACAAGCGAGCUACGUUGGAGGAGGAGGAAGUGUCGGACGCUCCAGCUGAGGCGGCCUCGUCUCCUGACAGAGUGGAGGUGGGUUUCAGGAAGGGAGGUGUGGACAUCCUGGGCAGGAGGACUCAGCUGGAGGUCCUGCUGUCAGUCCUGCUGCUGGCUGCCCUCCUGGCUCUGCUGGCCUGUCUGCUGGUCCUGGGACUGGGAUUCAGCUCAGAUGGCGUCCAUGGCCUGUGCCUGUCUGAGGCGUGUGUCACGGUGGCGAGUCAGAUGGUGGAGGCGAUGGACCGCAGCGCCGACCCGUGCCAGGACUUCUACCAGUUCGCCUGCGGAGGCUGGAUGAGGAAAAACCCGCUGCCCGACGGACGAUCGCGCUGGUCCACGUUCAACAGCAUCUGGGAACAGAAUCAGGCGCUGCUCAAACACCUGCUGGAAAACGGGACUUUUAAUGGCAGCAGUGAGGCGGAGAGGAAGACUCAGUCCUACUACCUGUCCUGUCUCAACACACAGAGGAUCGAAGAGCUGGGAUCUCAGCCUCUCAUAGACCUCAUCACCAAGAUCGGGGGCUGGAACAUGACGGGACCCUGGGAAAAGGAGAACUUCAUGGAGGUUCUGAAGGUGGUUUCUGGUCCGUACCGAGCUCAGCCUUUCUUCAGUGUUGGGGUCAGUGCUGAUCCCAAAAACUCCAACAGCAACGUCAUCCAGGUGGACCAAUCAGGGCUCUUCCUGCCAUCCAGGGACUAUUAUCUCAAUAAGACAGCCAAUGAGAAGGUGCUGGCAGCGUACCUGGACUACAUGGUGGAGCUGGGGAUGCUGCUGGGUGGAGAGAGGAGCUCCACUCAGCUUCAGAUGCAGCAGAUUCUUGAAUUUGAGACGGCGCUCGCCAACAUCACCGUCCCACAGGACCAACGGCGAGACGAGGAGAAGAUCUACCACAAGGUCACCAUCGCCGAAUUACAGCUGCUGGCUCCAGCCGUGGACUGGUUGGACUACCUGUCGUCCUCUCUGUCUCCUCUGGAGCUGAACGACACUGAACCUGUCGUCCUGUACGCCCGAGAGUACCUGCAGCAGGUGUCUGACCUCAUCAACAAGACGGACCGCAGUCUGUUGAAUAACUACAUGAUGUGGACAUUGGUUCAGAAGACCGUGUCCAGUUUGGAUCAGCGCUUUGAGAACGCUCAGGACAAACUGCUCGAGAGUCUCUACGGAACCAAGAAGCAGUCCUGCACCCCCCGAUGGCAGACUUGUAUCGGGAACACCGACGACACUCUGGGCUUCGCUCUGGGAGCGCUCUUCGUCAAGGCGACCUUCGACAAACACAGCAAAGAGAUUGCUGAGGAGAUGAUCAACGAGAUCCGCUCAGCGUUUAAAGAAGCUCUGGAUCGACUCAGCUGGAUGGACGACCAAACGAGACAGGCUGCGAAAGAAAAGGCAGAUGCAAUCUACGAUAUGAUUGGUUUCCCAGAAUUCAUCCUGGACCCCAAAGAGCUGGAUGACGUUUAUGACGGGUAUGAGGUGUCAGACGACAGCUUCUUCCAGAACAUGUUGAACUUCUACAACUUCUCAUCCCGAGUGAUGGCCGACCAGCUGAGGAAGACUCCCAACAAAGACCAGUGGAGUAUGACUCCUCCUACAGUUAAUGCCUACUACAUGCCCACUAAGAACGGCAUCGUCUUCCCUGCUGGGAUCCUACAAGCUCCUUUCUACGCCCACGACCAUCCCAAGGCGCUGAACUUCGGUGGGAUUGGGGUGGUGAUGGGUCACGAGCUCACGCACGCCUUCGACGAUCAGGGUCGUGAAUACGAUAAGGAAGGCAACUUGAGGCCGUGGUGGCAGAACUCGUCAGUGGACGCGUUUCGUCAGAGAACUGAGUGUAUGGUAGACCAGUACAGCCGCUACCUGGUCAACGGAGAACACGUCAACGGAAAGCAGACGCUUGGAGAAAACAUCGCUGACAACGGAGGACUGAAGGCUGCUUACCACGCCUAUCGAUCCUGGGUUCAGAGGAACGGAGGGGAGAAGAGACUUCCUGCCGUCAACCUGACCAACGAUCAGCUCUUCUUCGUGGGAUUCGCUCAGGUGUGGUGUUCGGUUCGGACACCAGAGAGUGCUCAUGAGGGCCUGGUGACCGACCCGCACAGCCCGCCGCGAUACAGAGUCAUCGGCACGCUCGCCAACUCUCCGGACUUCAGCCGACACUUCAACUGCCCCGCAGGGACGCCCAUGAACACAGGGAAUCGCUGCGAGGUCUGGUAGACAGACUGAAAAGGACAGCGUCAGAGGGUUCAUUAGAUCAUUUUGUUAAUCAACAGGUCGGUAUGUUAGCUAGGAGAGUUUUCUUUUGCUCAGCUAAAACUGUUUAGUUUGUCAGUCAGAUUGUUAAUUGACAGGUUUCUUAAUUAAGCGGCUGAUUAGUGUCUUAAUUAGAGGCCUGGUGUCUGUUAAUAGCAGUGGUCAGGUGUUCGCUCGGGAGGUCGCAGGUGUUAGCUUCAGUUUCACUUCAUAUAAAUCUGUUCAUUGGAGACGAUCAGACUGACUUCCUGUCUGGAAUCUAAAUGGACUCAGUGGACUUCACUCAGAGACAUGAAGGACUGAUGAUGAAGAUGGUGAUGAAGCCACAUGGGACGAUGUCACUGACUUCUGCUUUACCACCGUUAUUGGUUAUUAUUAUUACUAUUAUUAUUAUUAUUAUUAUUAUUAAUGGGCUUUGGUUUGUGUGUGUGUGUGUGUGUGUGUCUGCUGUCUGUUGUGUGAAAGUGCUCUGUAACUCUCUGAUGACAUCACUGUGAUGACCUCACACAUCGAUUACAUCACGGCUGCGUGUAAAGAUCACUCGGAGGAAGUUCUGACAUUAAGGACGUUUCAGGCUCAAAUUUUCAUUGUUCCACAGAUUUGGGGUUAAUUAAUCAAUAAUCAGUGGAUUGUAAUGGAUUAUUCAUGUGGUUUAAUGGUUUUUCAGGAGCUAAGAACACUUUUAAUUAGCACGCUUAAUUAGUGACGUCGCUGUCUCCAGCAGCAUUCGAAAAUAAACACCUUAAAUAAACACCUUAAAUCGCAAAGAUGUUCCAAAACUGAAUUUGAAAGGUUGCCUAAAAGCAAAAAAAAGCCUUAGAAGUUUGAAUUAUUGUCAAAAAUCCUGUGAGUCAACACUUUCAUCCAAAUCCAGACGUUAGCCUCUGUGGAAACCAAACCAAAGGCCGUUUUGAGGUCAGUGAAGAGCGGAUGUGAUGUGAUUUGGUCUCAUGUAAGAUAAUAACUCGUUGAAAGUUAAAAACUUAAACACUGUAACUGCCACCAUUUAAAUUAAAGGCUUCGGCCUCACAGCGCGUGUGCUGCCGUUCGCUCGCUCACUUUGUUGUUUUGUUCUCUACCCGUCAGCCCUUUCUAACCAGCAGUCACGGCCAUAAAGCCGUGCAGCGUUGUGUUGAUUAAUCACAGUUAACUGACAUCAGUGGCCUCAACAAGCGCCUUUAGAUUACAUUCAACUGUGAGGCUGACUUUGGAUUUUACUGCCUUAAAACGAACGCCUUCAGAAGUGGAACGGUCAGCUCUGAUGUCUGAUGUGAUGUGACAUCAGAGUCCGUUCAGACAUCAGGUCGAGACCGAUUAGAUGAACUCCAACACAAGGCAAACCACGAGGCGUUCAGGGACUGAAACGAGCGUAUGAGAUUGACAGGUUUGAUCCUGUGUUAAAAGUCAGGAAGUUAAAUGCUGCUUUUGAAGUCUCUGACUUGAACGGUUUUAAGUCCAGAUUUGACUUUUGUCAGUUUGUUGUGAACAAGGCCGAGUCGGCGAGGCGGCGAGGCGGCGAACAGAGGGAGGACAGCUGGAUGAGUAAUGGAAACAGUACACGGAGAAACACAGUGAUCACACCGAACAUUAAGCCUUCAUCACUUUAACAAACCAACAUUAGUUGGAAAACUUCCUCGGCUCAUUACCCAUAAUCCCUCAGUUUUGCUGUGCGCUGCAGGUGCCUGCCAGCAGGUGGAGCUCUUGGCCUGCUCAUUCGGACUGAAGAAGAAACAAAAUGUUCAGAUAUUAAAAUCCAUUUUUCACAAAACUACACACUGCAUUACAAAACUGUGUGUGUGUGUGUGUGUGUGUGUGUGUGUGUGUGUGUGUGUUUGCUUCGCUUCCUGAUGACAUCACUGUCCAAUCCUGUGCAGCUCCUGUGUGUGUUGUUGUUUGUCCAGCAGAAGAAGAAGCUGCUUCCUGCCAAAGAUGUUUCUGUGUGUGUGUGUGUGUGUGUGUGUGUGUGUGUGUGGCUGUUAAGAGGGAGGUAUGUAUAUCUUUGUGAGGACCAAU